AUGGGGUCUGGAAUCUCGGCGGACAAGAUAUUAUCCAUACUCAAGGAGAGGCAACUCAUCGCCAAGAAGGACGCGAUUGAAUCUGCUUUGGAGGAUCCGGCUACUGGUUACAACAAUGCGGAGUGGGUGUCGAGGCAUCUGCAGCCGGAGACUCUACUCUCCAGAGAGGAACUGCACUUAUAUACCAAGCUCGAGAGUAUGGGCCUCCUCCAGCCCAUUCUGCGCUCCCCCAGCCUGAACGCGACGCGCCCCUUUCUAGAGGACGACAUCCGAACGGCGAUCGAAUCCUUCGAGUCAUCGACAACUACUAUUCAGAGACAGACAGAAGCACUCUCACUACAAUGCGAGACUCUCAAAAGCCAGUUGCGACGGCAAAGAAACUUGGAUCAAGAACGAAGUCGGGACCUCGGACGGCUGCGGAAGAAACAUGAAGUUGGGAGGCAGAACACGACAAUUGCGGCCAACGAGCUUUCCGACGAGCUAGAGACAAGGUUCAGAAAUGCGACGGACAAAACGGGGGCAGAAAACAAACGCAUCCUCUCCUCGCUGUCUACUCAACUAAAGCAAGAUGAUAAGGUACUUGCGAGUCUAGAGGCCCUCAUAGCCGGCAUUAAGUCUAAUAGCAGCGAUGCAUCUACCGUCAAGCGGACCGCUGAUCUGAGUGCAAUGCUGGCUGAGACCACUGCACAAGAGAUCCACUACCGCUUAGACCGAUUGUAUCUGGAAGCAAUACAAUCGAGCAAGUCAGACUAUGGCCAAGUGGCUGUAGAAGACGAAACAUUCUCAGCACUUGAAGAAGAACUGGAAUCAUUAUAUCCUGAAAUUGAGAUCCUGGCCGAAAUGUCCACGAAGCAACAAUACCAUGAACCCAUUCUUCGAGAGAUUCACCGUGAACAAGGACAACUUCGGGCAGCGUCGCAGCAAAGGUUGGAACGGACACUUGAUACCUUGAUUGACAUGACUCUGUCCAGGCAGACAUUGACGAAGCAACUUGGGGCCCGCGAAUCUUCAUGUGAAUUAUUAGAGCAGCUCGCUUCACUAUAUCAGGCCGAAGCAGCCAUUGCUCUGGUGUCUCAGACGUCUUCUCGACGGGAAUCCCUCCGACGGCGGUCAAUACAGCCUGGUGCUAUCUUUGCGGCCAGUCACAACCCGGCUCCGGCACCAGAACAGCCCGUUCUGGAGAGCCUCCUGCGCCGUGUCGGGGUUUCUCCCGAAUCUGUACUUCGGCCACGUGCGGAGGGCGGCAGUGCUCAAGAACUCCACGAGAAGCGGAUGCACUUGUCGGAAACAUUACGGAGUUUCGGGGCAGCAGUAGAAUCACCUUUGGCGGCACAGCUAGCUCCGGUGGACAAUGCAUCCCAACUUCUGUUCUCCUCAUUGAAGACCGAUUCGCACUUUGAAACGUCACUGCGCGACCCCGGUCAAGAAGAAGCAUUAUCAGGCCUACAGGCCCAACUUGCCCAACUUCAAAGAGGCGUGCAAGGGCUCGAUUUGGAAGUACUCCACCAGCGAGACAAGGCACAAGAUAGAUUCCUCGAGCGAUGGAGCUAG
Penicillium atrosanguineum is the source of this 1551-nucleotide messenger RNA. RefSeq lists its product as uncharacterized. The transcript is spliced from 4 exons. The coding region runs from base 1 to 1551 and encodes 516 amino acids. The record is from RefSeq and is a predicted model, not a curated record. NCBI's taxonomy places the organism in Eukaryota, Fungi, Ascomycota, Eurotiomycetes, Eurotiales, Aspergillaceae.